AUGUUGCCUGUAAGGAACGCUAUGUCUCAUUGGUUCAACGAUAAAAUCUGCCAGUGGGUUUUAUUAUUAGCCCUGGUUGCCAGGCAUUGUUGUGGACACGUGGUACUGACCUAUCCACCUGCCAGAACCUACCCUCUGGAUUUCCUGAACAAUAUCGGGACUCCAGCGCCUUGUGGAAUGCCUAAAG
Candidula unifasciata is the source of this 187-nucleotide messenger RNA. The record is from the annotation of a GenBank genome assembly. Lineage: Eukaryota; Metazoa; Mollusca; Gastropoda; Stylommatophora; Geomitridae.